AUGCGACCACGUUACUCUCGUCGCGUCCAGUCAAGGAGUGAGCCCACCUCGACUUCCCCUGUGUCUGAGUCAACGGAUAGCAACCUGCUUCCAGCGAAGCCAGCAGACGACACUACCGAGCAACGUCGUGUAUCCGCCCCGAUUGCGCAAGCCAUCAGCAGCAGCAGCGGCACCAGCAACAGCAGCCCGGCGCCUUCUCUGAUCCCCAAGCCUGGCAAUAAAGGCCUGCCCGCCGUGAGACAGCUGCCAAUUCCCCCGCGCAACUCUAGUGAUGGCAAAUGUGGCAUAUACCCAAGCCCAGCUCCCAGAGAAAGCCCGGAGCGAAGAUUGCCAAGAAUACCUACAGUCACCAAAGUGGUGAGAGAUACGACUCCCAUUGCGGCAAUGGCUACCCCCACCAAAAACGAGAAUCAACCACCGCAGAAGACUGGUGAGAAUCGGUCGACCGUGGCAACUUCCGGCCGUCCUGGUCGAAGCAUCAGACGCAUGCGAGCCGGAGCUGAACGUGGACGCCGAGGCCGCGCUUCUCAAGGUCCCGCGGCACCCAGCAGCUAA
Trichoderma citrinoviride is the source of this 555-nucleotide messenger RNA. RefSeq lists its product as hypothetical. The coding region runs from base 1 to 555 and encodes 184 amino acids. The transcript has 2 exons. Lineage: Eukaryota; Fungi; Ascomycota; Sordariomycetes; Hypocreales; Hypocreaceae. The record is from RefSeq and is a predicted model, not a curated record.